ACCGAAACAAGUGAUUCAGCACCGACUCGAUGGGUCACGCUGGUCAGCGAUGACGGCUAUCGAUUUCUGGUUGACAACACCACCGUGAUGGCAUCUCCCACAAUCAAAACCAUGCUUUCCAUGGGCGAGGGAGGAGGGUUCGCAGAAGCAGAGAGCAACACUGCGCGGCUGCAGAUCCGAGGAGAGGUGCUGGAAAAGGUCAUCGAGUACCUUCACUUCAAGACAAAAUACAGUGGAGCUACCAACGUGGACGUGCCCGACUUUAGGAAUCGCAUCCCUCCCGAGAUUGCGUUAGAGUUAUUAAUGGCUGCUGACUUUCUAGAACUUUGA
Molecule: messenger RNA, 330 nt
Organism: Mycosarcoma maydis (corn smut)
Lineage: Eukaryota; Fungi; Basidiomycota; Ustilaginomycetes; Ustilaginales
Product: elongin C
Exons: 4
Biological process (GO): ubiquitin-dependent protein catabolic process
Cellular component (GO): elongin complex
Molecular function (GO): protein-macromolecule adaptor activity
Source: RefSeq, a predicted model, not a curated record